Molecule: messenger RNA, 2656 nt
Organism: Callithrix jacchus (white-tufted-ear marmoset)
Lineage: Eukaryota; Metazoa; Chordata; Mammalia; Primates; Cebidae
Source: RefSeq, a predicted model, not a curated record
CCGGGAACCGCGCCAUGGAAACGCGCCCGGCGAUCUGCGGGCUCCGCGGAGGGGCGGGCGGGGGCGCGGGGCGGGGGGAGCCGGAGCCCGCGAGAGGCCGUGAGAGGCGCAGACACGCGCGGAGACCCCGAAUCCGCGGCCACGCGCGGCCCGGAGGGAGGAGGAGGACGCGGCCCCGAGACCCCGAGACCCCGAGACCCCGAGACCCCGAGACCCCGCGGCGGAGGGAGGGAGGCGGGGACGCGCCGGACAAAGAGCCCCCGCCCCUCGCGCGGCGUCUGGGCUGCGGCGGCCCCGGGGGUCCCGGACCGUCCCCUCCCCCCUCGCGCUCCCGGCCCCGCCCCCGCUUUGUGCUGCGCGCCGGCCGCGCCAGCCACGGCCUGUGGCGCCCGCGGCACCAUGAUCCCGACCAAGGAGAAGAAUAAGAGCCCGAAGGACAGCAUGACGCUCCUGCCCUGUUUCUACUUCGUGGAGCUGCCCAUAGUGGCGUCCUCCAUAGUAUCCCUCUACUUCCUGGAGCUGACCGACCUCUUCAAGCCGGCCAAGGUGGGCUUCCAGUGUUACGACCGCACCCUCUCCAUGCCCUACGUGGAGACCAACGAGGAGCUCAUCCCGCUGCUGAUGCUGCUCAGUUUGGCCUUCGCGGCCCCCGCAGCCUCGAUCAUGGUGGCCGAGGGCAUGCUGUACUGUCUGCAGUCCCGGCUGUGGGGCCACGCAGGGGGACCGGCCGGGACCGAGGGCAGCAUCAACGCCGGCGGCUGCAACUUUAACUCCUUCCUGCGCCGCACUGUGCGCUUUGUGGGGGUCCACGUGUUCGGCCUGUGUGCCACAGCCUUGGUGACAGACGUGAUCCAGCUGGCCACGGGCUACCACACUCCCUUCUUCCUGACCGUCUGCAAGCCCAACUACACUCUCCUGGGGACGUCCUGCGAGGUCAACCCCUACAUCACGCAGGACAUCUGCUCCGGCCACGACACCCACGCCAUCCUGUCUGCACGGAAGACCUUCCCGUCCCAGCACGCCACGCUGUCGGCCUUCGCCGCGGUCUACGUGUCGAUGUACUUCAACUCCGUCAUCUCCGACACCACCAAGCUGCUGAAGCCCAUCCUGGUGUUCGCCUUUGCCAUUGCCGCAGGCGUGUGCGGCCUCACGCAGAUCACGCAGUACCGCAGCCACCCGGUGGACGUGUACGCCGGCUUCCUCAUCGGGGCGGGCAUCGCUGCCUACCUGGCCUGCCAUGCGGUGGGCAACUUCCAGGCCCCACCCACAGAGAAGCCGGCGGCCCCGGCCCCCGCCAAGGACGCGCUGCGGGCCCUGACGCAGCGUGGCCACGACUCGGUUUACCAGCAGAACAAGUCCGUGAGCACCGACGAGCUGGGGCCCCCGGGGCGGCUGGACGGCCCGCCCCGGCCCGUGGUCCGCGAGAAGACCUCGCUGGGCAGCCUGAAGCGCGCCAGCGUGGACGUGGACCUGCUGGCGCCGCGCAGCCCCAUGGCCAAGGAGAACAUGGUGACCUUCAGCCACACGCUGCCCAGGGCCAGCGCGCCCUCGCUGGACGACCCCGCGCGCCGCCACAUGACCAUCCACGUCCCGCUGGAUGCCUCGCGCUCCAAGCAGCUCAUCAGCGAGUGGAAGCAGAAGACCCUGGAGGGCCGCGGCCUGGGGCUGCCCGACGACGCCAGCCCCGGGCACCUGCGCGCGCCCGCCGAGCCCAUGGCAGAGGAGGAGGAAGAGGAGGAGGAGGAGGAGGAAGAGGAGGAGGAGGAGGAGGAGGAGGAGGGCCCGGCCCCGCCCUCGCUCUACCCCACCGUGCAGGCGCGGCCGGGGCUGGGGCCUCGGGUCAUCCUCCCGCCGCGCGCGGGGCCGCAGCCGCUGGUGCACAUCCCCGAGGAGGGCGCGCAGGCGGGGCCCGGCCUGUCCCCCAAGAGCGGCGCCGGGGUGCGCGCCAAGUGGCUCAUGAUGGCCGAGAAGGGCGGGGCGGCCGCGGCGUCGGCCCCGACGCAGCCCCGCGUGGCCAACCCCCCGCGGCUGCUGCAGGUCAUCGCCAUGUCCAAGGCCCCGGGCGCGCCGAGCCCCAAGGCGGCCCCCGAGACGGCGUCGUCGUCCAGCGCCAGCUCCGACUCCUCGCAGUACCGGUCCCCGUCCGACCGCGACUCCGCCAGCAUCGUCACCAUCGACGCGCACGCGCCGCACCACCCCGUGGUGCACCUGUCGGCGGGCGGCGCGCCCUGGGAGUGGAAGGCGGCCAAGGCGGAGGCCGACGGCGGCUACGAGCUGGGGGACCUGGCGCGCGGCUUCCGCGGCGGGCCCAAGGCCCCGGGCGUGUCCCCCGGCUCGUCGGUCAGCGACGUGGACCAGGAGGAGCCGCGGUUCGGGGCCGUGGCCACCGUCAACCUGGCCACGGGCGAGGGGCUGCCCCCGCUGGGCGCGGCCGAUGGGGCGCUGGGCGCGGGCAGCCGGGAGUCCACGCUGCGGCGCCACGCGGGCGGCCUGGGGCUGGCGGAGCGCGAGGCGGAGGCGGAGGCCGAGGGCUACUUCCGCAAGAUGCAGGCGCGCCGCUUCCCCGACUAGCGCGGCCGGGGCCGGGGCCGGGGGACGGGGAGGGGGCCGGGGGCGCGGGCGGCAGCACCGACGAUCAAUAAAGCAGAGAAACCGA